Pseudonaja textilis is the source of this 2682-nucleotide messenger RNA. NCBI's taxonomy places the organism in Eukaryota, Metazoa, Chordata, Lepidosauria, Squamata, Elapidae. The record is from RefSeq and is a predicted model, not a curated record.
AUGUACCAGACUGCAACAUGCAGCAAUGCCCUGGAGGGGCUGCCAGAGAAGCUCAGCCAACUUAGCAUCGGCAGCAUUGGGUGGCAUCAAACAUCCAGCCAAGCAGUGGUGCUCUCAGCCAACUUUCAUGUUUCCUGCCCAGAGAUCUACUCAGGGAGUAGCACUAGCGAAGCCCAGCAUGGAACUAAGUCUCUUCAGGAGGGCCCGAGCUACUUCAUUGACAGCCUGGCCAGUCAGCCUGCCACCGCCUCCAUCAGCUUGGUUGCAUCCUGGCCCACAAUGGAGCCCACCCAGGCAUCAAAGACCUGCCAGCCAGAUAGGGCAGCCCCAUUUAUCGCCAGCAUGGCAGGCCCGGUAGUGGUGGAGCAGAUCUAUGCAUGCUGUCAGCUGAUACAGGGACUAACAGGGAGCAAAGAUGUCAAAGAUGUAGACCCCCAGGCAACCCCUCUUCAUUUAAAACCACGGAGGGUACCUUUUGCCAUCCGUCCCAAAUUGGACGCAGAACUAGACAAACUACUUAAGCAAGGGGUGCUAGAACCCAUGUUACACACUUUCGAACCUGGCACCAUUUUCGCCAAGUUAGACAUGUCACAGGCAUACCAACAGUUCCCUGUCGAUGAGCAGACAGCGGAAUUACAAACCAUCGUCACGCACAGGGGGGCAUUCAAGUGUAGGCGCCUCCAAUUCGGAGUCAGCGUGGCCCCAGGCAUUUUCCAAAUAGACGCCUCUGGCAUCCACCCCGUUGAGUCCAAGGUGAAGGCCAUCCAUGAGGCACCCAUACCCACCAACAAGACUGAACUUCAAGCUUUCCUGGGACUCCUGAACUUUUACGCCUCAUUCCUCCCGCACAAGGCAUCGGUCGCUGAACCAUUACAUAGGCUACUAGAUAAAGACUCGCCCUGGCACUGGGGACCCAAGGAAACCCAUGCUUUCAAGUCAGUCAAAUCCUUACUCACAUCAGAAGCGGUUCUAGUUCAAUUCGAUCAACGUCUUCCCCUGGUCCUGGCUGCUGACGCAUCCCCUUUUGGCAUUGGGGCUGUCCUGAGCCACAGACUCCCCAAUGGGUCCGAGGCACCAAUUGCUUUCUUUUCUAGGACCCUUUCUCCAACCGAGAGGAACUACAGCCAAAUCGAUAAAGAGGCCUUGGCUGCAGUGGCUGCAGUUAAGAAGUUCCACGAAUUCUUGUUUGGCCACCACUUUGAGUUAGUGACUGACCACAAACCUCUUUUAGGACUUCUGUCUGGAGAUAAGCAAACCCCGCAGGUACUUUCACCCAGAAUGACCAGAUGGACCCUGUUUCUGGCUGCUUACUCAUUCAAGUUAGUGCAUCGUCCCGGUAAGAACUUGAGCCACGCUGAUGCCCUCAGUCGCUGCCCCCUGCCAGUCCCAGUCGAAGACCCAGCGCCUAUCCACGCCAUUUUUGAGGUCAAUGAACUCAAGCUCCCAGUGACAGCCGAGGACAUCGCGGCGCACUCAAAGAAGGACAAAAUCAUCGCCCAGGUUCUGGACUGGGUGGGAAGGGGGUGGCCGGAAACUCAAUGUACAACUGAUUUUGUCCCCUUUAAAACCCGCCAGCAGGAACUGUCAAAGUUGCAAGGUUGUCUAUUGUGGGGAACAAGAGUGGUCAUCCCAGCCUCCCUUCGAGUGCCCAUCCUGAAGGUGCUUCACGAGGGUCAUCCGGGCAUCAUAAGAAUGAAGGCCCUGGCCCACAGCUACGUCUGGUGGCCCGGCAUGGACGCUCAAAUCGCCAACUGGGUAAGUUCUUGCCAGCCUUGCCAACAAACCAGGGCUGCCCCUCCAGCUUCCUCGCCCACCAGAUGGGAGAGUGCAAACGCCCCUUGGUCCCGCUUGCACGUCGACCUGGCUGGGCCUGUACAUGGCAGGACCUUCUUGGUGGUGGUGGAUUCAUACUCCAAGUGGAUUGAUGUAGCCUUACUUCCCACAACCACCACCCAGGCGAUAGUUAAGGCCCUAACCCGUCUAUUUGUCACCCACGGGCUUCCUGACACGCUGGUUUCAGACAAUGGCCCACAGUUCACAUCGUGUGAAUUCAGCAUGUACACUGCUAACUUGGGCAUCAGACACGUCCUUACAGCACCAUUCCAUCCCGCUAGCAACGGGAUGGCAGAGAGAGCAGUUAGGUCAGCCAAGGAGGCACUCGCCAGGUUUGGCCAGGAGGAUUGGCACUCUAAACUGUCUCGUUUCCUGCUCAGCCAGCACACAACGCCCUGCACCACCACCAACAAAUCUCCUGCCGAACUUCUAAUGGGGAGACGCCUUAGAACCACCCUGGACAGGCUACACCCCCACUACUGCCCAGACACCCCCUUAGGGUCCGACAGUCUGGUCAGAGACUUCACCCCACAAGACCUGGUAUAUGCCAGGAACUACGCGGGGGAUCCGUUGUGGGUGCCAGGACAAGUCGUGUCAGUCACCGGUCCCAGGUCCUACAGGAUCCUCCUAGAGGAUGGACGUUUGUGGCGGAGACACGUAGAUCAACUCAGAAGGUGGCGGAAGGGCGCUACAGAUACCAACCCAUGCCAACCUGCCAGUGCCAACGACACCUCACCAGUGCCUGACGCGGAUCCCCUGCGGAACCUGGCCUUCCCUGACGAGCAAGAGGACUGGCGGGAGAACACGACCCACAGCCUCUUGGUGUCCAUGAGCUUACGGGAAGUGUAG